This is a messenger RNA of Amaranthus tricolor (Joseph's coat), 1149 nucleotides long. RefSeq lists its product as uncharacterized. The transcript has 2 exons. Lineage: Eukaryota; Viridiplantae; Streptophyta; Magnoliopsida; Caryophyllales; Amaranthaceae. Gene Ontology annotation, molecular function: nucleic acid binding; RNA-DNA hybrid ribonuclease activity. The record is from RefSeq and is a predicted model, not a curated record. Gene Ontology annotation, biological process: DNA integration. The coding region runs from base 1 to 1149 and encodes 382 amino acids.
AUGGCAAGCAGGAAAUUGAAACCGUACUUCCAAUCCCACCAGAUCAUCGUCCGGACCAGCCAACCCUUGAAAAAGAUUCUGGAAGGGAAAAACAAAUCGAGCCGCGUCACUAAUCGGGCUAAUCAACUGACAGAUUUUGGCAUUGAAUACGAGCCACAAACGGUCAUCAAAGCCCAAGCCCUGGCUGACUUCAUUGCUGAAAGCACUAUCCCUCAUCAUCAUCCCGAAGCCAAUCAAGAAUGGAGGCUGUACGUAGAUGGGUCCUCCACGCAAUCAGCAAGUGGAGCAGGACUUCUAAUCGUAUCUUCCGCCGGGGUUCGUAUGGAAAGGGCAGUUAGAUUCGAGUUUGCGGCAUCUAACAAUGAGGCAGAAUAUGAAGCACUACUAAUGGGGCUUAAAAUAUGCCAUGAAGCCGGGGCUAAAUCCUUAUCCGCUUUUUCCGACUCCCAAUUGAUAGUCGGACAAGUGAACGGGGAAUUCGAAGCCAAGGAUGAUAGCAUGAAGAUGUAUUUGCAGCAAGUAAAAGAAUUUGUCAAAAACUUCGAAAAAUUCACAGUGUUUCACAUACCAAGGUCCCAAAACGCACAAGCCGACUCCCUGGCAAAACUCGCCAGCUCACCCGAAACAUCCGCGGCUCGUGAUAUUAUCUGGGAAGUGCUUCUUAACCCCAGCAUCAACUUCAUGGUCAACACCAUUGAUAGAUUAGAAACGUGGAUGGAACCAUACAUCAAAUAUUUGCAAAAUCAGACGCUCCCCCAAGACGACAAUCAGUGUGUUUCUCCUGAAGAAGGAAACUACAUCCUCCGCGAAAUACACGAAGGUGGAUGCGGAAUACACCAAGGAGUACGAACUGUGAUUGGAAAAGUCCUUAGAAAUGGAUACUAUUGGCCAUCUCUCAGGGGUGACGCCGAAACAUUGAUCAGACGAUGUCCCCAGUGCCAAUAUCAUUCAAAGAUUGGAAGAAAACCGUCUAACUACUUGUCCCCCAUGCAAGCCGUCCUGCCUUUUGACAAGUGGGGUAUAGAUCUCCUUGGCCCCUUUCCUCCGGUGAAGGGACAACGCAAAUUCAUUAUCGUGGCCAUCGAUUACUUUACCAAGUAUGUGGAAGCAGAAGCCCUUAGCUCAAUCACAGACAAACAAGUCUGUUAA